AUGGCAUCGAGUCAACCCCAGACGAAUGGGGUGCCAGCCUCUUCAGCAGGCACUUCGCAAACCGUUCCCAAUACCCAGACCACAACUACCAGUCAACCUGCCGCCUCCUCACAAAACGCUCCUCCUCCUGCGCCAUCGAGCUCGGCACCUCGCCCUCGCGACUCUCGUCUCAUCGAGCUCUUGUUGACCUCCCAGGGCGUCACCGCAUACGAGCAGCGCGUGCCCCUCCUCCUCCUCGAUUUUGCGUACCGCCAUACCUCUUCCGUGCUUAACGAUGCAUUACACCUCUCCGGCGACCCUUAUGUCACUCACGCGGGUGCCAAGCCAUCAGCAAACUCGGGCGCAAUCUCUGCGCCUGCAGGAGACGCAGCAGUAACAGCCAACGCCGUGAAGCUCGCCAUAGCAGCGCGCCUCAGCUACCAGUUCCGCGGGGGCAGUGGAGGUGGUGGCAUCAGCAAGGACUACAUGCAAGAGCUGGCGCGCGAGCGGAACAAGGUGGCACUUCCCAAGAUUGUACCCAGCGAAUGGGGUGUUCGACUACCAAGCGAGCGGUUCGUGCUUAGUGGAACGAGCUGGGGCUUGAAGGAUAUGUGGGAUGAGGCGGAUGACGACGAAGAUAUGGGAGGCGACGCCAUGGAGGGCAUCGAAGGCCCCGAGCCGGAAGAUAUUGGCGGCGAUGGUGUGGAGGGAGGCACGGUGGAGGAUAUGUUUGGUGAGGAUGUGGACGAGGAGAUGGCCGAGGAGAGCUAG
Molecule: messenger RNA, 750 nt
Organism: Fusarium keratoplasticum
Lineage: Eukaryota; Fungi; Ascomycota; Sordariomycetes; Hypocreales; Nectriaceae
Exons: 1
Coding region: 1-750 (249 amino acids)
Biological process (GO): DNA-templated transcription initiation; RNA polymerase II preinitiation complex assembly
Cellular component (GO): SAGA complex; transcription factor TFIID complex
Molecular function (GO): protein heterodimerization activity; RNA polymerase II general transcription initiation factor activity; transcription coactivator activity
Source: RefSeq, a predicted model, not a curated record